Pyricularia pennisetigena is the source of this 1848-nucleotide messenger RNA. RefSeq lists its product as uncharacterized. Gene Ontology annotation, molecular function: RNA binding; RNA methyltransferase activity. Gene Ontology annotation, cellular component: mitochondrion. The record is from RefSeq and is a predicted model, not a curated record. Gene Ontology annotation, biological process: rRNA methylation. Lineage: Eukaryota; Fungi; Ascomycota; Sordariomycetes; Magnaporthales; Pyriculariaceae. The coding region runs from base 1 to 1848 and encodes 615 amino acids. The transcript has a single exon.
AUGAUGCAAAGUAGGCUUGCGCGCAUUUCUGGCUUGCGCACGCUGAGAUCCAUCUCAAGGUGCGAAUGGGUUCAGCCAUUGCAAACGCGACACGCGUCUUCCUUCUCGGCAAUACACGAUGGCCUUCGCCGAUCCGAGAAAGCCAGACCACAGGGCUUCAACAGAUCAAGUCUCACCUCUGCUUCUCUUACCAAGAGGAGUCAAGGAGGCCGAGGACGUCGCGCGAACGAUGACAAGCCGCCUCCGACUUUCAAGAUCCGGAAGGGCAAGAAGGAUAUAUCGAAGCCUCGCAAACACAAGCCGAUGACACGGGCGGCACGAUUCAAUGAUCCGAACAACGACUUUGGGAAGAAGAGCCUGGUUUAUCAGGUCAAGAGUGGCCAGCUACGAAAUGACAUGGCCGCAUUACCUGGAAAGAAAUCUAACUCGGCCGCCUCGCCUGGCGAUAUUUGGGACAAUUUGGAGAGGGCUUCCGCUGCGCAAAGCAUGGGCAGGAAAUCAAGGACACGCAAGUCUGCCUUUGGGUCAGAGCCCCAGAGGAGGAGUAGGCCAGUCGCUAGUACGUUCACCCGGGCGUCUUCAGGGCGCUCAGAUGAAAGCAGCGACUUUGUGAAGGCAGCUUCGCGGCCCCUCAGAGAUGAGGAGGUUUCAUUCCGCCAGCCUGAAAAAUUGCGCGAACCUGAGAGCAGGAUGGCCAACUUCCGGAGCGGGAACGAGAAUAGUUAUGAUACAGAACGUCCUCGAAGUGACGAUCACAAGCGAACUGAGCCAAAACGUUGGUCGGAGGAGUCUUCGGACUUCAGAACCAACAACUACACAAGACCAUCUUCGUAUACCUCUAGCAGGGGGUACGACGAUCGACUAGACCCAACCGUGACUUCGAUACCAUACACGACUGCAGCAUCUCAAUUCCUGUACGGGAGGUCGGUGGUCGAAGAGACGCUGAGGUCGUCAAGAAGGAAACUUUAUCAUUUGUAUAUUUAUGAUGGUUUGAACCGCAGUCGGAAUCCCAACGAUAUGGUCAUAGAGAAAUUGGCUCAGAAGAGGGGCGUCAGAAUCACCAAACUCGACGAGGGACACCAAAGGCUGAUGAGCAAGAUGAGUGAGGGUCGGCCACACAAUAACUUCGUCCUGGAAGCAUCGCCCGUUCCGCAGCCACCAAUCGAGGCUCUUGGGUCCGUAUCUGAGGAGGUAUCGAGACCUGGCUUCGAGGUUUCGCUAGGCCACCAGACUGCGGAAGACCUGGCAAUAAAUGGAUGCAGCAAUUUUGUCGAGACAGAGGGAGGCAAAUAUCAACCGCUUGUGCUGCUUCUGGAUCGCAUUCUGGAUCCCGGGAAUCUCGGGAGCAUUCUGCGCACGGCCAGCUUUCUCGGCGUGAGCGCCGUGGUCAUAUCGCAGCGAAACUCAGCAACGCUGACCCCUGUGGCGCUCAAGGCAGCUGCAGGGGCGUCUGAGACCCUGCCACUGUUUUCUUGCGAUAACCCCGCUAGUUUCCUGCACAACUCCAAGGAGUCGGGCUGGAAGAUCUACGCGGCGGUGGCGCCGUCCCGUUCGAGGAAGAAGAGCGAGCAGGACGUUUACGACAUUGAAGAUCUCGACCCGUUAGCCACGGACCCGUGUGUGCUCGUUGUCGGCAGCGAGGGCGAAGGUCUUCCGACCAUGAUCAAAACCAAGUCUCACCAUUCGGUAACGAUACCGAAUUCUUCUGGGGCUCAUACCAUUGACAGUUUGAAUGUCAGUGUCGCCGCCGGUCUCCUCUGCGGGGCUUUCCUGAAGGGAGUCAUGAAGCAGAAGCACCCACGGCCUUUCGGUGGCAGUCAGAAGAGCGACGAAAUGGGAUUUUGGUAA